UACGUAUCAGUGACGAGCAAUCCCGGAAGACGCGCAGUAUCGUCAAAGCUGUCAGUGUGCAGUGCUACUACUUCAAAUCAACACUAUUGUUUUCAAUUCAUUGCAUUCGGUAAUUUAUAAUUUAUCAUGUCAGCUAGAAAUCCAGGAAUGCAUCUUGAUCUGGAAUGGGUGUCAAAAGUCAGAGUCAACACUCAGGCUGUUCUUAAACGAGCUCAGCAGAUCCAGGGUUGCAAAGUGGCUAAAAAAGAGUGGCAGGCUGCCUGGUUGCUGAAGGCCGUCACAUGCAUUGAUCUGACGACCCUCGCUGGUGACGAUACACCUUCCAAUGUCCAUCGACUCUGUAUGAAGGCCACACAGCCAAUCCGUCACGAUCUGCUGAAGAGCAUGGACAUGCACGACAAAGGAAUCACGACUGCAGCAGUCUGUGUGUACCCAUCACGGGUGGCUGAUGCUGUGAAGUCUCUUAAAGCAGCCAAUUCUAGUCUUCCUGUUGCAUCUGUGGCCACUGGUUUCCCUGCUGGACAGACGCCAUUGAAGACCCGUCUUGCGGAGGUACAGAUGGCCGUGGACGAUGGUGCUAAGGAGAUCGAUAUCGUCAUAAACCGGACUUUGGCACUCACUGGGCAGUGGGCAGCCCUAUAUGAUGAGAUCCGGCAGUUCAGAGAGGCCUGUGGAAACGCCCAUAUGAAGACCAUCCUGGCAGUGGGAGAGCUGGGAACCUUCACAAACGUCUACAAGGCCAGUGUGGUGUCCAUGAUGGCAGGAUCUGACUUCAUCAAAACUUCAACUGGCAAGGAGUCUGUCAAUGCCACUUACCCUGUUGCCAUAGUAAUGGUGCGGGCCAUCCGUGACUACUUCUUACGGACAGGCUAUAAGGUGGGUUUCAAGCCUGCGGGAGGCAUCCGUACAGCGCAGGAGUCUGUGGUGUGGCUGACCCUGAUGAAGGAAGAGCUUGGAGACGAGUGGCUAAAUCCUCACCUUUUCCGACUGGGAGCGAGUAGCCUGUUAGCAGACAUAGAACGGCAGAUUUACCACUAUGUGACCGGACGCUAUCCUGCAUAUCAUGAACUUCCUAUGGCCUGAAUCUGCGAAAAAUCAGGGGAGAUUUGUGCCAAUGAAAACUGAAAACAGCCUCAUACCUGUUUAUGAGGUCAAUUAUAAAGAAAAGUCAUAUUGUCUUAAAGGGGUAGUUCAUGUAUUCAGAGUUCAGAGUGAAAAAUCUGUCAU
This is a messenger RNA of Cyprinus carpio (common carp), 1227 nucleotides long. Its product is annotated as deoxyribose-phosphate aldolase-like. Gene Ontology annotation, molecular function: deoxyribose-phosphate aldolase activity. The record is from RefSeq and is a predicted model, not a curated record. Gene Ontology annotation, biological process: deoxyribonucleotide catabolic process; carbohydrate catabolic process. Gene Ontology annotation, cellular component: cytoplasm. NCBI's taxonomy places the organism in Eukaryota, Metazoa, Chordata, Actinopteri, Cypriniformes, Cyprinidae.